This is a messenger RNA of Saprolegnia diclina VS20, 945 nucleotides long. RefSeq lists its product as hypothetical. Gene Ontology annotation, cellular component: site of double-strand break; nucleus; DNA replication factor A complex. Lineage: Eukaryota; Oomycota; Saprolegniomycetes; Saprolegniales; Saprolegniaceae. Gene Ontology annotation, molecular function: DNA binding. The record is from RefSeq and is a predicted model, not a curated record. Bases 38 to 886 code for a protein of 282 amino acids. The transcript is spliced from 4 exons. Gene Ontology annotation, biological process: DNA replication; double-strand break repair via homologous recombination; nucleotide-excision repair.
UUUUGCCGCCAAGGAAAAACAGAGGAAGCGAGAAGCGAUGCAGUGGGAGAACAACGACGGCGGCUACAUGGAAGGGGGCUACAUGGAGUCCCAAGCGGCGACGUCGUCGCAGAAGCAAGGCAACACGUCGCGCGACAACCAGUCGCUGACGCCCGUGACCGUGCGCCAGGUGCUUGCGGCGCUCCAGGCCGAGGGCGGCGACGACGCCGUGCACGUCGAUGGCAAGGAGCUCCACAACAUCCGCGUGGUGGGCAUCUUGACGGACAUGAGCCCCAACUCGACCAACAUCACGUUCACGCUCAACGACGGCACAGGCCUCCUCGCGUCGCGCCUUUUUCUGCAGGUCGACGACGAUCACUACCAGCAGCAGCUUGUCGAGUCGCUUCGCGAAGGUAUCUACAUCUCGGCCGUUGGCAAUUUGCGCACGUUCAGCGGAAAGACGACCAUGACAUGCUACACGGCGACGCCGGUCGAGGACUUCAACGAGCUCACGCACCACUUUCUCGACUGCAUUUACAGCCACUUGCGUAACCUCCACGGUGUCAUUGGCGGCGCGCCGCCUGUCGCCAAGCAAGACCCGGGGUUUGGCAGCCCGACCGCCGGCUACAAUUCGUUUGGCGCCAGCUCCACGGGUGGCUACGGGCAGCAGAGCACGUACCAGAACUUUGCGGCCACCGACUCGGGCUUCUCGGACCCGGGUCAGCAAGCGAUCCUCGACAUCUUGGGCGCGACCGCGCUCGAGAUGGGUCUCUCGGUCGACCAAAUCAAGCAGCAGCUCAACGGCCGUCUCAGCGAGGCGCAACUGAGAGAGGCGCUCGGGUACCUGACGAACGAGGGUCAUAUUUACUCGACGAUCGACGAAAACCACUUCAAGCGGACGGCCUAGGCGAUGCACGCGCUCUGUAUGUCUCUGCAUAAUGCUGCUACAAGCUUCUGUAUACCGUG